Messenger RNA from Ictalurus punctatus (channel catfish), 3773 nucleotides. It is a transcript of the gene mars2, whose product is annotated as methionyl-tRNA synthetase 2, mitochondrial. The record is from RefSeq and is a predicted model, not a curated record. Lineage: Eukaryota; Metazoa; Chordata; Actinopteri; Siluriformes; Ictaluridae. Gene Ontology annotation, molecular function: methionine-tRNA ligase activity; ATP binding. The transcript is spliced from 3 exons. Gene Ontology annotation, biological process: methionyl-tRNA aminoacylation. Bases 40 to 1827 code for a protein of 595 amino acids.
CCCGGAAGUACACUGACUCGAGCGCCUCUCACUUUCACAAUGAGCUCUCAAAGUUCAGUCCUCCAAAGCAAGGGAAGACUUUUGUUACAGGUGUUAAAAUACGGCUCGCGCGGAGAACAAACCUGUUUUUAUCCAUCACUUCCGGCAAAGAGGCUGCACACACACCUGGUUUUGCGAUGCACGCGCACAGGAGAGUCGCGGAGGUCAUAUUAUAUCACCACACCGAUCUUCUACGUGAACGCGGCGCCUCACAUCGGACACGUUUAUUCCGCCGUGACAGCCGACUGUUUACACCGAUACCAACUCCUGCAGGGGGUUAACUCCAGGUUUGCUACAGGUACCGACGAACACGGGCUGAAGAUCCAGCAGGCGGCCAGCGCCGCCGGUAAAGACCCGCUGCUUUUCUGCACCGAGGUGUCAGGCAGGUUUCGCGACGUGUUCCAGAGCUGUAAUAUCGCAUACACCGACUUUGUGCGGACGACGGAGGACAGACACAGACGGGCGGUGGAACAUUUCUGGGCCAAGCUGCUGGAUAAAGGCUUCAUCUAUAAAGGCACUUACGAAGGCUGGUACUCCACACCAGACGAGAGCUUUCUCGCACCCGGCCAAGUGACCGAGAGCACAGACUCCACGGGCAGAGAGAUCAAAAUCUCCACCGAGAGCGGACAUAAGGUGGAGUGGAUGAAGGAGCACAACUACCUGUUCCGCCUCUCUGAUUUCCGAACCAGUCUUCAGGAGUGGUUAAGGUCAAACCCCAAAGCCAUUCAGCCGGAGAAGUUUUACCAUCUUGUCCUUCAGUGGUUGGAGACCGAGCUACCCGAUUUAUCAGUGUCGCGUCAGAGAAGCCGUCUGCAGUGGGGCAUCCCGGUUCCUGGAGAUCCCGAACAAACGAUCUACGUGUGGCUGGACGCUCUGGUGAACUACCUGACUGUUGCGGGUUAUCCAGAGAAAUACUCGCGGUGGUGGAACGUCGUCCAUCACGUCGUAGGCAAAGAUAUUUUGAAGUUCCACGCCAUAUACUGGCCAGCGUUUCUUAUGGCUGCGGAACUGCCCCUCCCUCAGGCCAUAUACGUGCACUCCCAUUGGACGGUGCAGGGAAAGAAGAUGUCCAAGAGUCUCGGAAACGUAGUAGAUCCGCUCGAGAGCUCGGAAAGGUUCACGGUGGACGGGCUGAGGUAUUUUCUACUCAGGCAAGGGGUCCCAGAUAUCGACUGCGACUACGACGACGACAAGGUGGUGAAGUUGUGCAACAGCGAGCUGGCCGAUUCUCUCGGUGGUCUUCUCAACCGCUGCGCCGCACCCUCACUCAACCCGGAGCAGGUCUAUCCUCCGUUCUGCAGCGUCUCCUUUCCAAAAGAGUCCGGCGGAAGAGCCGUGUCGGAGGAUUACAAACUGGUGGCGGCCGUUUCAGGGCUCCCUGUUUCGGUGAAGCAGAACUUUGACCAGCUGCGCAUGUAUAAAGCACUGGAAGCCAUCAGCGUGUGCGUACGUCUGACCAACAGCUUCGUCCAGCGACACGCGCCAUGGAAGCUCGACCGCACUGACCCCGAGGAUAAACUCUGGCAUGACACCAUACUGCAUGUGUCUAUGGAGUGUCUCAGGAUCUACGGCAUUCUCCUGCAGCCCGCCGUGCCUGUAGUAGCAGAUAAAAUCCUGUCCAGGCUGGGGGUCAGGUCCGACGAGAGGAGCUGGGAUAACGCACUCGACUUCCUGUCCAAGUAUGAAGGAAAACACUGUCCUUACGAAGGAAGAGCGCUAGGUCCAGACACUGGCGUGCUUUACAAUCGUAUUGAGAGGAGCAAACCGAACCAAAAAGCAGAAAAAUGACCAAAAAAAACCACAACAACCCAAGGUCUAAGUAAAGGAAAGUCGAGUUCGAAUGUCUCGCCGUAUAUUUUGAGGAAAAGAAUUGUAUUGUAAAAGUUUAAAAGCCUGAAAAUAAACUGAGCACUAGAGGUGGACUGGAGGAAAGCGUAUUUGCUGGUAAACAAUUGUUUCAGUUUUCUACCGGAACGUCUAAACGCACACCGUUCUCACACACAUUCACAUCUCGGGCUAAUUUAGAGUCAUCUACUCCAUCUACUGGAUGGAGAACGCUGAGGAAACCUCGUACAAACAGUAGCCCGAGCUCACCUCACGUUACAAACCGUAAGAAUCUUAAUAACGAUUAGAAACUUCGCUUGGACGCGUCACGUCAGAUGGUUUGAUCUUUAAACUUUCCAGAUCUUUUCCUCCAGCUUUUCAGUGCGAAAGUCAAUGAAAUUUCCACGACAUUGGUUUCAAAACGCAAAACCUAUACAUCGUCGUACGCAGCGAAACGUCUUUAAAUAUACCGCCAUAUUGCCCAGAUCCUACUGGUAAGCAAGGAUUGUUUCUAGCUACUGGUCAAUUUACCAUCAAGCAGACUUCUACCUCAUAAAAGAGCAGAAUGACCAGUAUUUCAGAUCUAUUAACAUCCAGUCAUGUAUAAAUCUACCGUUAUGAUUUGGGCAGCGCUUCCUGCCGGAGCCUGACGUUUGUGUGAUGCGAAACUACGAGAAAGAAUCCGAUUUGGCUUCAAGAUACUACCGUUUUUAGUUCCAAGUACAUACGGUCACCUGGGUAAUGAUUUAGGUAUGCAGUUUGCACACUGCUAACCCCCGUAGCUAUAAGCGUUCCUUAUUUGUUAGCGAGAUUAGCAUCGUCUCCACUAGAAAUAAGAAAGGAGCAAACGUCCGGCGUAAAAUCUAUCUAUCUAUCCAUCUAUAGCUGCGUUUACAUGGACAACAAUAAUCCGAUUAAGACCGUACUCUGAUUAAGAAACUAGCAUGUAAACAGCAAUUUUUACUUACCUUAAUCUAAUUAAGGUCAUAAUCGAAGUAAGCAAUAAUCUAAUUAAGACAGGUGGAGUACUCCUGUUUUAGUCGCAUUAUGGACGUGUGUUACAGACAUGUAAACACCUUAAUCACAUUAUGAGCGUCGUGUGAGUUUUCACCGCAUUUUGCGACAGGACACGAUCACACACGGCAGCGCAACCGUUUUACGGCGAACAAGAGAGUUCGGCUGCGUCCCAAAUCGCAUAGGCCUGUAGUGGGGAAAAAUACAUGCAUCUCGGCUACUAUAUAGACGGUAACUACGCGAUUUGGGACACACCCACGGCUUCAAGCAGUCGUCUAUUAGCACGUACAGCAUGACAAAUAAUUAACCGCACUUGAAGCGUUCGUAAAAAAAUUAAAUAAAAACACCCAAAACUGUAUACGGUACCAUAACGAAGACCAACUGUAUGUCGAUACGUGAAAUUCUGGAGGGACGUCGGACGGCGUGGCGCGGUGACGUAAUGACGCGGGCUGUUAAUCUAAUUAUGGUAUAAAACAUGUAAAACAGGAGCAUGACAGGAGUAUUCUAAAAGCGACUCAUGUAAACACCUUAAUCACAUUAUUAUCUUACUCGGAUUAAGGUCAAUAAUUAGAUCACUGCCGUCCGUGUAAACGUAGUCUAUGUCUCGUCUGCUCCACUGAGACUUAAUAUCUGGGAAUAUUUUAGUUUUCUGGAUAAACGUGUAUUAUAGUGAUUGUUGUACUACAGUGUGUUGGUGGAGAGGUGUGUGCGAGUUCAGUCAUGAUGCCUUAUUAUUAUUAUUAUUAUUAUUAUUUAUAUUAGUUUGUGAUAAAUCCACUUUUCAGAGUCUGGGACAAGAUCUAAAAAUUGACACGACUUUUUUUUUUUAAUGAGAAUACACGAAACUGAAAAAUUGUACAAAGUAAAAUAAAAUAAAAAACACUGCAUUACUCUCA